Ooceraea biroi (clonal raider ant) is the source of this 4578-nucleotide messenger RNA. It is a transcript of the gene NSD, whose product is annotated as Nuclear receptor binding SET domain protein. Gene Ontology annotation, molecular function: histone methyltransferase activity; protein binding. The record is from RefSeq and is a predicted model, not a curated record. Gene Ontology annotation, cellular component: nucleus. NCBI's taxonomy places the organism in Eukaryota, Metazoa, Arthropoda, Insecta, Hymenoptera, Formicidae.
CUAAAGAACGCGGCGGGCAAACUCGUCCAAAAUCGCGGGAAACGCGCAUUCUACUUUAGGAGGUCCGCGAGGUGCACCUAUAAUUCAUUAUUAUCAUAACAAUUGAGGUGGCCAAGGAGACAGAAAUCAGUAUUAAGUGGAGGUCCUCGUGGCACGGAAGCCGAUACUCGUGCUCCGGGUGAGAUAGACUGCGUCGUUUGCGAAAAAAGAGAUAACCCUUGAAACUCGAGGCACGCUGCUAGUGCUAGCGCGGUGAUGGAAAUUGUUUUUAACUCGUGAGCCUCUACCACUGGUAUUCCGUGACUUUCAUAGGCAGUUGCCGUUGAAGGAGUCGAUGCACUUGCAUCGUUCACGACGUUCAGGACAUGAGAAUCUGAAAAUGCCAUACUGAUCGCCGAGUUAUGAAUUCCAUUAGCACAGAGGUCACAAAGGCAUCCGUGUCAGCUCAUGCACAGUCUGGCAAGAGCACCGUCGCUGCGAGCGAGGAUGCGUGUAACGGUCAAGAAAGCUCAUACGUCAAUUGCAACGGUUUGCUCGGCAGAAGCCGUUAUGGUAGAAUGUUAAAACCCACGCCUAACAUGAAUAACGCUGUUAUUUUAGCACAGAAGAUGCCAAAGACACGUAGACAAUGGAACUCUACUACUAUGGAUAAUGAAAGUAUAGGUGAAAAUAAUACCACUAGCAGCAUCGAUGAAACUGCUGGUUCUACUAGUAAUGAUGUAGCGGAGGAUAUCUUGCCUUCAAAAGUCACUGCUAAUGUUGAAUGCCACUGGAAGGUAGGACAAUUAGCAUGGGCAAGAGUCGGCAACUUCCCAUUUUGGCCUUGUGUCGUAACAUUGGAUCCAACUACAAUGACAUACCAUAAAUUACGAAUCGCAACUAGAUCAAAUAUCUUAAUGAUACACGUUCAGUAUUUUGGAGACAAAGAACGGCAUAAUUGGGUUUCUGCAAAUUGUGUGAUGGAAUUUACGGGUCUCGCUGAUUUUCUGAAGUUAUCGGAAUCACUGACGGCGGAAAUGAAGAAAAAGGACGCGAAAUAUGCUGCGGCUUUUAUCGUGAAACAAGGAGCACAAAGGAAAUGGGACAAUGCCGUUGAGGAAGCGACAGCGGUGAAGCAUAUGACAAUUGAACAGAGAGCCGAGACGUUUGCACCAAAAAUUAAAGUCUCAAGAACUAGGGAGAGAAAGACAUCGAAUGUUGAUGAGAAAAACAAAAAUAAGAGAAAAUAUUCGAAUGAGCAAGAUAAUGGACCUGAUGCGAAACGCGCUAAAUACGAUAAUGUAUUUGAUGCAGAAAAAUCGGAAGUGUCGAAGACACGUAAAUCAGAAGCAUCAAAGUCGAGAACAUCACGGGUUGUAAAUGGGAAAACCGAUUUGAAAUUAUACUCGGAUUCUUUGCCUUCGAGUCAUAAAGGUAGCCAAGACAACACGAGAGUCGACCGAAAAGAGGAAGAUGAGGAUGGUGUGUUCGAGGUCUAUUACGAGCGAAAUAAAGAUUUGUUGGUGGAUGAAUAUCCAAACGCGUCGGAACAAGACAUUAAAAAGUAUUUGCGGAAAACUUGGGACAAUAUGGAUACGACUUUUCGAAAGAAAUAUCGAUCGUACAUGACGCGCGACAGCAGUAGUUCGCAAUCGCAGAAAGAAAAUUCUUCCGAUCACGAGGACGACACAUCGAUCGAAACUGACACGAGUGUGAAGGAAACAAACAAGAGAAUGAGAAGUAAGGUUGACAAAGAGGAAAGUUCUGUUUCAGAAGCGAAACGUGGUAGACGGUAUAAUAUCUUUAAAGGUUUGAAGCAGGAGAAAGUUUGUCAAAUUUGCGAGAAGACGGGGAAACUAACGAGAUGUAAGGGACCUUGUUAUUCCUACUUCCAUCUAUCUUGCGUGAAACCUGGGGAAUCUAGUCCAGAGCACUCUGGUGACGAGAAUAUCACGGACGAUAAGAUACUCGAUGACUUGAACGUAAUCAAGAGAAGCAUUAACGGCGAACAUGAGAAUAGCGUAGGUAAAACUGAGGAUCAAGAGGACGAAAUGUUCAAAUGCAUCGAUUGCUUAUCUGGCGUAGCACCCGCUUGUUUCAUAUGCAACGAGAGAGAAGGAGAUCGUAUCAGGUGUAUCGUGCCGGCCUGCGGAAAGCAUUAUCAUUCCAAGUGUUUAAAUUCGUGGCCUCAGUCGCAUUGGCAAGGUGGACGUUUGACGUGUCCGUAUCACGUGUGCCACACCUGCAGCUCCGACAAUCCUCAGGAUAAUCACUCACGUGCUCCGAAUGAAAAAAUCGCAAGAUGCGUUCGCUGCCCCUCAUCUUAUCACGCGUCCACGUCAUGUCUGCCUGCUGGUUCAACGAUUCUGACGGCUAGCCAAAUUGUAUGCCCAAAGCACUACAAAGCACCAUAUCCUCCGUUGAAUGCAGCGUGGUGCUUUUUGUGUACACGUGGCGGCAGUCUCAUUUGUUGCGAUACGUGUCCUACUUCUUUUCAUUUGGAAUGUCUCGGUAUAAAUGCACCUGACGGUGGAUUUUUCUGCGAAGACUGUGAGACAGGGAGGCUGCCCUUGUACGGAGAAGUCGUGUGGGUGAAACUCGGUCAUUAUCGGUGGUGGCCAUCUCGUAUAUGUUAUCCGCAGGAAAUCCCUGAAAAAGUAAAGGCUAUAUCUCAUAGUCCUGGUAAAUUUUGCGUAAUGUUUUUGGGGUCUAAUGAUUAUUAUUGGGUGCAUAGAGGCCGAGCUUUUUUGUAUCAGGAUGGGGACGCAAAUAUGAAACUACCUAUAGGUAAAAAGAUGGAUAAUAAAUUUCGAAUAGCUUUAAAAGAAGCAAACAAAUUACAUCAGCAGUUGAAAGAACAGCGAUCUAUAACUAAAGAACCGAAAAGAUUGAAGCCGCCUCCAUAUGUAAAAUUAAAAGUUAACAAACCAGUGGGCAACGUGAAACCGGCCGAAGUCGAAAGUAUCGUGGCAUGCGAGUGCGAUCCUAAUUGGGAUAAUCCCUGCGCACCUGGUACCGAUUGUCUGAACCGUAUACUGUUGGUCGAAUGUAGUCCGGGAAUAUGUCCAGCCGGACCAAAAUGUAUGAAUCAGUCGUUUGUUCUUCGGCAAUAUCCGGAGAUGAAGCCAUUUCAUACAGUGGGCCGUGGUUGGGGUCUGAGAACGUUAGAGGAUAUCAAAGCGGGACAAUUUGUUAUCGAAUACGUCGGUGAAGUCAUAGAUGAAGCAGAGUAUAAGUGUAGACUGCAUCGAAAGAAGGAACUGAAAAAUGAAAAUUUUUAUUUUCUUACGAUCGACAACAACAGAACGAUUGACGCGGAACCCAAGGGGAAUUUGAGCCGAUUUAUGAAUCAUUCAUGUGCACCGAACUGCGAGACGCAGAAAUGGACGGUGAACGGAGACACGCGUAUUGGUCUGUUCGCCUUACGUGACAUAGAAUCCGGCGAGGAGCUGACGUUUAACUACAACUUGGCGUCCGAUGGGGAAACGCGGAAGCCGUGCCUCUGCGGUGCACCAAAUUGUAGCGGCUUUAUUGGUUUAAAGGCACAAAAGCAGUCAAUUGUACAAUCACCUGUGCAAUCGAAAGCAAUUGUACAACCAAGGAAAGACAAGUCGAGACGAAGAAGUUCUCGUUGCUCUUCCAUGAGUAGGAGAAAGCUCUUGUGCUGGCGAUGCGGACAAGAAAUAUUGGAUUCAAGCAGAUCGAUCAUUUGUUCGCGAAGAACAUGUAAGAGAAAGUAUCACGUAACGUGCGUAAAAAUCGACGACACGCAACCCAACUUCAAUUGCCCUUGGCAUCACUGCCUAGAAUGCGACCGUCGAACGACGAUACAUUGUUCUUUCUGCAGCACUGCCUUCUGUCAAGUACAUUUCGACGGUAACUUAUUUGAUGAUAGUGAGAGGGGUAUCGUAUGUAAGGUGCACGAGAACGUGGAUCUACAGAAGACUGUCGAAGAUGAGAAAGAAGAUUCGGAUAAUGAUAACGAGACGGAUAAAGAGUACUCGUCCACGAGUUCCAGUAGUCCGAUCGUAAUGGAAAAAAUAGCGACGCGAGAACCAUCACCAAGGGUUUCUAUUAUAGAGUUGAAUUUGAUACGGAUAAUGGUAGUUUGUGAAUGAGUGUAUCACUCUCAACUAAUACUAGAUACUACUAGAAGAAGCAAAUUUAUUCCAAAUUAUUAUUUGCAGAAUAACAUGGUGAGUAGUAAUGUUCAGUGUUUGCAAACAAUAUUUCUUGCACUAUGUGAGUUCUUAAUACUGAUACUCACUCAGUCAUGCUUACUAUUUAAUUGCAAAUAUUAAUAGUUUAUAAAUAUGUUUAAUUGUUUUUUUCACUAAACACACACGUUUUAUCACGUCCAUUUUAUAUUUCUCUCUUAUUAUAUUAUAUUACGUGAUUCGAUACAUUCUAACGUACAUGAACCCUUUUCCCCUUUUUUGCUUCUUGAAGAUAAAUACAAUCUAAAUUUAACAGUGCAAAUGAUUAUUUUCCAAGUUAAUGUUUGAAAAUUUGCGUUUUAUAUUCGUUAUGAUUUAGGUUUUCUGAUUCAAGAAGUAAGAAAGAAAAUUGUUAUUCAUACUGAAAUACUCUAUAUGUAUA